Molecule: messenger RNA, 1902 nt
Organism: Podospora anserina S mat+
Lineage: Eukaryota; Fungi; Ascomycota; Sordariomycetes; Sordariales; Podosporaceae
Exons: 1
Source: RefSeq, a predicted model, not a curated record
GCACCAUGGAAGCCAGCCGAGAGAUACAUUUUCAAUCUACAUAGAGGCAACGUGUUGAUGGAUGAAUCCGAUGACAGCACCAAUCCUGUUCAGUUCCACGGACUUCUCCUCUCCUGUCGUGUCAUCUACCAAGAAACAGCUGUCCUGCUGUACUCAGCCAACAGUUUUGUCGCCUACUUGGAGGAUGACUGUGACCGUCUGCUGGCCCUGACCACAACUGCAAUCUCUUCACUCACUCAUCUCAAGAUUGUUGUCAACCAAAAUUCCUGCCACCAGCAAUGCACCCAGUGCAUCAACUCCCGGAUUGAGGAUUCUAGUCUUUAUUGCUACCACCAACCGACCCCCGAACCUUGCGAUGAGGAUGCUUCACAGGCAGCAGACCAACCACCGAAUGGGCGCCUUUUGACCAGCUCAGAUACAACAACCGAAAGCCUGUUUGAGAAUUGGCGUUCAGCUAUUGAGCAUCUCUCUGCGAGUCUUUUGCCUGGUCGCCUCACAUUAUCCGUGGUUUGCGAUGUCGCGCACGAUGACCUCAAGGCUGGCAAGCUUGUUGUCGCCCCAAUGGCUUUACUGCCACGACUUGAUGACUGCCACAUUAGGCUUAGCUGGAGGGCCAAUGCAAAGCUUCAACAGCUUGCUCGCGACGCUGUUGAGCAGGCACGCUGCAUUGCAUUGCCAAAGUCCACUGCCCCUUCUUCUUCCUCGCCUCUUCUGCGUCUUCCACGUGAGCUGCGGUUGCGUAUACUCGCAUACACAGAUCUUGUGACCCCAAUUAGGGAGGUGUCAUGGGAUGGGGAAACUUACAAAGCUGAUGGGUCUUCAAAUUACCAUUCGUGGCAUCGCGCGGGCUUUGUCAAUGAGACACUCGCUAGAUGCCGAAGCGACCAUCAUUAUGGGUGUCAAUUCAAAAGCUGCUGGUCUCGAGGCUCAGCUGACCGCUACAUUGGUUGUUUCUGUUCGGUUCGACACGCCGCCGUCUCAUCAACAUGCCGUUGUUGGUCACCACCGACGCCGCUCUUUCUUGUUUGUCGCAGUCUGUGUUACGAGGCUCAGCAUGUGUUCUUUUCCUCGAAUCGUUUCAUAGUUCACGAUCAUGUCUACACUGAUACCAACUCGGGAACUCGGAUGCAAUCUACAUGGGGGUUGAGCACAUAUCCCCAUGCCCGCCUCACAGCCAGCAAGUUCCUUCGAGACAAGGUUCCCGAUAACUCUCUUGGAUCGAUCCGCUUUCUUGAGCUCACUUUCCCGGCUUACAGCCACGAGGCGUGGCCUGAUCCGGAUGGGCCGGCAAUUAAAGAAUGGAUCGAGACCAUCAAACAUGUCAACGACAAACUCAACAAACCUGGCCUUACACUUCGUAUCAUCAUGGCAGAUGCUGCACACAGCGCACAAGAGACACAACGCACCAUGACGGAUGAGAACGGAGAGGUGGUCAAGCGUGCGUACACGAGUCUCAUCGAUCCGCUAAGAUGUUUGGGUCAGGACUGCACAGGCGAGCCCUUGCACAGAUUUUACGCCCAUCUUCCAGACCCAUUGGCGUGGACUGAAGCGAAUGAAGCGUUGCUUGCUGAAGAUCCAUGUAAAUACUUUCAUGGGAUCAACUUGAAAGAGCAAAAGCUACGUGAGGAGGCAGAGCGGUUAGUCUUGGGCGAUGAGCGCUAUGAGAAGCAGUGGGGCUUCGCCGGUGUAGACGUUGGGCACACUGGAGGAGGAGAGGGAAAGGAUGACUAUCAUGACGAUGGCAGAAGCGACAAAGAUAACGACUACGCGAUUAACGAGGCAUCUGGUACGUUGUUGGCCAAGACGUUGGAGGAAUGGGACGAGGAUGAAAAAGAGCUAAAGGAGCCAAAGGGAAGCUACUGGUUAUUCUUUCACCAUCUUCUUCGAUCGGGAGCUUUAUAG